This is a messenger RNA of Caenorhabditis elegans, 1827 nucleotides long. It is a transcript of the gene nhr-141, whose product is annotated as Nuclear Hormone Receptor family. Gene Ontology annotation, cellular component: nucleus. NCBI's taxonomy places the organism in Eukaryota, Metazoa, Nematoda, Chromadorea, Rhabditida, Rhabditidae. Bases 405 to 1706 code for a protein of 433 amino acids. Gene Ontology annotation, biological process: regulation of DNA-templated transcription; DNA-templated transcription; intracellular receptor signaling pathway. Gene Ontology annotation, molecular function: zinc ion binding; DNA-binding transcription factor activity; RNA polymerase II cis-regulatory region sequence-specific DNA binding. The record is from RefSeq and is marked reviewed. The transcript is spliced from 5 exons.
AAUUUUUCCCAAACUACAGUAAUCCUACAGUAACCCUACAGUACCUCUACAGUACUACUACAGUACCCCGACCAUAUCCCCAUACUAACCCCAACCCAUAAUAACUUCAAAUGCCUGAAACACAUUGUCUCUGAAAAGUGUGACGUCACAGACUACAAACUAUGGACAGACCCACAAUAUUUUUUUAUAUAUAAGUAAUGAUGUUUUGUCAAAGCUUUGAACGCACUUCACCUCACCUUGUACCACUCCGGUCAAAGAUUGCCGCAUAGAUUGGAAUCUCACUUCUUGUGGGUGGCCUUAGUUGUGACGUAGUCCUUCCUUCACGUUUCUUAUAGGACUUCCUUGUCUCUUUUGUAUGAACCUUUUCUGUGACCUUUAUUCAAUAUUCUUACAAUUAGUUCAAUAUGGAUCAGCCGAGUUGUUCGAAUAUUGCGAGUGGUGAAUCUUUAGACCUCAAUUGGCCUCAGCGUCUAUCUGAUUGUAAGAUGUCAAAAGAAUCAACUUUUCAACGACACCCACGACCCACAGAAUGUUCAGUCUGUGGCAAAAAGGCAACUGGCUACCAUUACGAUGUACCUUCCUGCAAUGGGUGCAAAACAUUUUUCAGAAGAAUCUGCAUUUCUGAGAAGACUAUGCAAUGCCAAGGGGUUGGAGAUUGUUUUGACUUAACAAAACGAAUUGCUCCAGUAAAAUGUCGAGCUUGCCGAUUUGAAAAGUGUGUUUUGAAAGGAAUGAAUCCAAAUGCAAUGCAAAUCGACGAAAAAGAAGAAUCAGCCAAGAAUUACAAACAUUUGAAGAAACUUAAAAAUCAGUAUUGUCAAAAAGAUUCAGAGCAUUCUAUGGAAAAGAAGCAAACGAUAAACUCCAUCGAUGCAAUUGAAACUAAAAUGCAGAAGCUGGUCGACGCGUUGAGCUAUUUGGAGAUAAAACUGCGAAAAUUCCGAUUGUCAGCGUACAAUCCUCAUUGGAGCACUAUUCCUUGUCUUGAAGAGUUUCUUCUAUUAGAGAACAAAAUUUGUUUAGCCGAUAAGUCUGGACCAAUGCCAGGAUGGCCGCUGAAAACCCAGCCAGCACCGCCAAAAAUCCCCGAAUUCAGAAACAACCCUUCCGGACGCCCGUAUUUCCCUGACAAGAAGACAUGGUUGUUAUACGAUUUAAUGGUUUCAAUAGAGUACGCAAAAACUUUCAUGUUCUUCCAUCAACUUGGCACAAGAGAUAGAUUGAUUUUGAUGAGAUAUGUUUCGUUGGCGCUUAUGAAUCUGCACAUUUCGUACUUCACAGUCGCCAAAAAGUUCGACACCAUAAUUCACCCGGAUGGCAGCUUGGCGCCUAUGAAUAAAGGGAUGGUGUACGCUGAAACAGUGAUGUCGAUGGCGCCACUAAUUAGAUGUAAUAUUCAGGAAAUUGAAUACAUUCUAUUGAAAGCUAUUUGUCUCUGUAAUCCAGCAGUUCCCGAACUUUCUACCCAUGCUCAAAAAAUUCUUGCCAAGGAACGUGAGCAAUAUGCAGAUGCUCUAUUUGACCAUUGCAUUCGAAGUCGAACCAAUGGACCAGCUCAAUUUGCCGAACUUAUUAGCAUGGUUGACAUUCUGGAACGACAGCAGAGAAUGCAAAAGGACUUACAUCUGCUGCAUAUUGCCCCUUAUGCUUCCAAAUUUCCACAGAACGACAGAAUGCUUCUAGUCGAUGAUAUUAUGAAUUAUUAAAUCACAGUUAAAGGGAGCCAGUUGUUCAAUCAUUUUUGUUUUUUUUUGUGAUAUGUAUGAAUGUUGUGGAAUUUCAAUAAUUCAGUAAUAUAAUUUUGAAAAAAGGAACUUUUUACCCAAU